Peniophora sp. CBMAI 1063 is the source of this 888-nucleotide messenger RNA. Lineage: Eukaryota; Fungi; Basidiomycota; Agaricomycetes; Russulales; Peniophoraceae. The record is from the annotation of a GenBank genome assembly.
AUGGACGAUCAAAGCUUCCAGGUCGUAGAACUCAGCUCGAGACUUGAGGUUGCGGCCUUCGCCUUCUUGGUGUACGACUACCUGCUCACCGUAUCGGACGAAUUCCCGCGACUGUGGCAGCGGCCGCUAUCACGACCGUCCCUUCUCUUCUACGCCAUUCGUUAUCUGCCAAUCCUCUCGUCCUUUGUCAUACUCCUUCUUGGAUAUGUACCCGCACUUGCAUUGAGUUGCGACGCCUACCUCUGGUGCUCUAAAGUCAAGAUCCUCGUGACGCAAUUUUGCGUGUGCUUCAUUAUGGGCAUGCGCGUUAUGGCAAUGUACUACAACGACCGGCGCGUUGUCUUCCUUGUCGCGGGCGUCGCCGCGAUCCUCUUCGGCAUCAGCAUCAUGUUCAUCGUCGGGGAAGAGCGUAUCACUGUAUACCGAUUUGUUAAGGUCGGAGUGCACCUCUGUCAUGUUGCAUCUUAUGAGACCCGCGACGCAUAUGCUUGGAUCACACAGGCAGUCUUCGAUGGAUUCGUGCUUGCGCUCACAGCCUUCAGGGCCCUUGUGAGCUGGCGUGAUGGAGAGGGAAUUCAUUGCUUCAAAAGCACUCACCGAGGCUUGGCCGACCUCAUGUUUACUGACGGCCUCAUGUUCUACGUGAUCAUCACAUUGGCGACGGUCGCCAAUAUACUCACCUACUUCGUUGGACCGCCGCCUUUACGAGGAUACUUCAGUUCCUUCACAAGCGCGAUUUGUACGGCUAUGCUCGGACGCCUCACACUUCAUCUACAUGCCGCCGUCGAGCACACUGCGCGCACCAGUCGUAGUGUGGAUCUGGAGAUGCACGACGUUGGUUCCUCAACACUACGCUACGGAGACCCGGAUGCCGAAGUAGAAGAAUGA